CAGCUGCAGAGGCUGGAGAAGCGCCUGCGCACUGCAGGGGCGCCAGAUUUGGCGGGAGGGGGAGUGUCCAAAAAGCCCUUUGUUUGAUGGCAUCUCUGUUUACAGAGUUUACUCUUUCAUCUCAACCUGUUUCCUCCUCCCCUCUCCUCCUGAGAACUUUACGGCGGAGGAGCUCUUCUUAAGAGGCAAGAAACGCCAGGCGCCUCUUCCAGCGGCAUAAAGCCCUCUCCUCCCCCACCCGCCCACCCACUUUUCGCCUUUCCCCCAGUGACUAAUGCAAGGAUGGCCAGGAGACCUAGGCACAGCAUCUACAGUAGUGAUGACGAGGAUGAAGAUAUUGAGGUUUACGAUCAUGACUAUGAUGGUCUCUUGGCCAAGGGUGGGAAACGUCAUGUAGGAAAAACCAGGUGGACCCGGGAAGAGGAUGAGAAGCUAAAGCAACUUGUGGAGCAGAAUGGCACAGAAGAUUGGAAAGUUAUUGCCAAUUUCCUUCCUAGUCGGACAGAUGUGCAGUGCCAGCAUCGAUGGCAAAAGGUACUAAAUCCAGAGCUUAUCAAGGGCCCAUGGACGAAAGAAGAAGAUCAACGGGUGAUAGAGCUCGUGCAGAAAUAUGGCCCCAAGCGCUGGUCUGUCAUCGCCAAACACUUGAAAGGAAGAAUCGGGAAACAAUGCAGGGAGCGGUGGCAUAACCAUUUGAAUCCAGAAGUUAAAAAAACCUCCUGGACAGAAGAAGAAGAUAGAAUAAUUUACCAGGCGCACAAGAGGCUGGGAAACAGAUGGGCAGAAAUUGCAAAGUUGCUGCCUGGACGAACUGAUAAUGCUAUCAAGAACCACUGGAAUUCUACAAUGCGUCGAAAGGUUGAACAAGAAGGUUAUCUUCAGGAGUCCUCGAAAGCCAGCCAACCUUCAGUUGCUGCCAGUUUCCCGAAGACUAACCAUUUAAUGGGCUUCACCCCUACUCCGCCUUCUGUGCAGCUGCCAACAGCCACUCAGACCACACCUACUAGUGACUACUCCUAUUAUCAUAUUUCUGAGACGCAAAAUGUCUCUGCUCAGAUCCCAUAUCCAGUAGCACUGCAUGUAAAUAUUGUUAAUGUUCCCCAGCCAGCUGCUGCAGCUAUUCAGAGACACUAUAAUGAUGAAGACCCUGAGAAAGAAAAGCGAAUAAAGGAAUUAGAGUUGCUACUAAUGUCGACUGAGAAUGAACUGAAAGGGCAGCAGGCAUUACCAACACAGAACCACACAUCAGAUUACCCAGGGUGGCACAGCACCGCAAUUGCAGACAAUACCAGAAGUAGUGGUAACAGUGCACCCAUUUCCUCUUUGGGGGAGCAUCAUCAUUGCACUCCAUCUCCACCUGUGGAUGAUGGCUGCUUGCCUGAAGAAAGUGCCUCCCCUGCACGGUGCAUGAUCGUUCACCAGAGUAACUUCUUGGAUAAUGUUAAGAAUCUCUUAGAAUUUGCAGAAACGCUUCAGUUAAUAGAUUCCGAUCCUUCAUCAUGGAGUGAUCUCAGCAGUUUUGAAUUCUCUGAAGAAACAGAUGCUUCGCCUGGCCGAGUUCCCUCAGGCAAAGCCCCACAGCUUCAGCAAACAGAAGCCAGGGCGUGUAGGCCUGAAGGACAGCCUCUCACAAACUGGAGUAAAACCAUGUUGAGUCAGGAGUGGCUUGGCUUGCCAAAGUCUUUGACUGCCUCACAAUGUGGCACAGCUCCGUUGGUCAUUCUGCGCACCAAGAGGCUGCAGCCCAGCCACUUAGCAAGUGGCCAUAAUAAGUCCUUCCUUUUUGCUGAUGUCAGCAGCUCAACUCCUAAGCGUUCCCCUGUCAAAAGUCUGCCAUUCUCUCCCUCGCAGUUCUUGAACACCUCAUCCAGCCAAGAAUGUCUAGACUUAGCCAAUCCUACUCUAACUUCCACUCCGCUUUGUACUCAUAAAGUCACUGUGACAACACCACUUUACAGAGACCAAGCAUUUAAGGCACAGAAGGAAAAUAACAUUUUCAGAACUCCAGCUAUCAAAAGAUCAAUAUUGGAGAGUUCUCCAAGAACACCGACUCCAUUUAAAAAUGUACUUGCAAGUCAAGAAUUCAAAUAUGGACCUUUAAAGAUGCUGCCUCAAACUCCAAGUCAUCUUGUAGAUGACCUCCAGGAUGUUAUCAAACAAGAGUCUGAUGAAUCAGGCAUUGUCUCUGGCCUAUGUGAAAGUGGAUCCCCUUUGCUGAAGAAAAUCAAGCAGGAGGUGGAGUCUCCAACAGGUAAAGUUGGAAACUUCUUCUGCUCAAAUCAUUGGGAAGGGGAAGGUCUGAAUACACAGCUUUUCACAUAUACGUCAGCUGUGGAGGAUAUACCGAAUCUGCUUACCAGUUCUAGUUUAAAGAUCCCUCCAUCAGAAGAAGAGGAGAAUGCCCAUAAAUUAUUUACUUUGCAUAGAAACAGAUCAUCAGGUAGCCCACUUCAGCAUUUUAGCAAUGCAUGGGAUUCGGCAUCAUGUGGAAAGACAGAAGACCAGCUGACCUUCUCUGAUCCAGGACGCAAAUACAUGAAUGCAUUCUCAACUCAAACUCUGGUCAUGUAAAUGGUCUUCCAGCUAGCAUUAUGUUUUCUUUUCAAAACACUUCCAGGUGAUUUAGGAUUUACCAUUCCUGUAUAGGAAACCUUUUUUGUAAAUGGGAGAAAAGCCUUUUUGUUGUUGUUGUGGUACAACAUUUGGGAGCAGCACAAAGUGCAUAUAGUCACAAAAGCAUAUAUCUAUUCAAGUUGGAUUUCACCCAACUUUAAAAAAAGCCCUCUGUUUAUUAAUGAAGCUUGCCUAAGUUAUUAGGUAUUGAGUGUGAUUAAAUUAAUAAUAUGA
Heteronotia binoei (common prickly gecko) is the source of this 2847-nucleotide messenger RNA. It is a transcript of the gene MYB, whose product is annotated as MYB proto-oncogene, transcription factor. The transcript has 16 exons. The record is from RefSeq and is a predicted model, not a curated record. Lineage: Eukaryota; Metazoa; Chordata; Lepidosauria; Squamata; Gekkonidae. Gene Ontology annotation, biological process: regulation of DNA-templated transcription. The coding region runs from base 283 to 2571 and encodes 762 amino acids. Gene Ontology annotation, cellular component: nucleus. Gene Ontology annotation, molecular function: RNA polymerase II cis-regulatory region sequence-specific DNA binding; DNA-binding transcription factor activity, RNA polymerase II-specific.